Tachysurus fulvidraco (yellow catfish) is the source of this 1203-nucleotide messenger RNA. RefSeq names its product 5'-nucleotidase domain-containing protein 1. The coding region runs from base 158 to 694 and encodes 178 amino acids. Lineage: Eukaryota; Metazoa; Chordata; Actinopteri; Siluriformes; Bagridae. Gene Ontology annotation, molecular function: 5'-nucleotidase activity. The record is from RefSeq and is a predicted model, not a curated record. The transcript is spliced from 6 exons.
UGUGUGAGAGAGAGAGAGAGAGAGAGAGAGAGAGAGAGUGAGCGUGUGUGUGUGAGAGAGAGAGAGAGAGAGAGAGAGAUUGAGAAGCUCCUCUACCCGGUCCGGUUUCCGGUUUUCUGCAGUCUGAGUUAUUUCCUAUUAAUAAUUAUAAUCAGCCAUGAGUGAUUGUUUCUCUCUGGAAGACUGUGAUGUCAUCGGCUUUGAUCUGGAUCACACACUGUGCCGGUAUCAUUUGAAGGAGACCUGUAUACUAAUAUAUGAGAGUUUUGCUCGAUUUUUGGUGGAGCAUAAAGGCUAUGAUAAAGAUCUGCUGAAUGUGACUCCAGACACCUGGGACUUCUGUUUUAAAGGCCUGGUGGUGGAUUUAGAAGAGGGAAACCUGAUCAAACUUGCUGAGGAUGGAACAGUGCUACGAGCGACUCACGGAACACGGUCCCUGAGCACAGAGGAGAUGAUGAAGACCUACGGCCCAAAAAGACAAUGGAAACAUUUUAACAGCCUCAACACGACGUUCACACGAUCUGCUAAAUACUACUAUUAUGACAACUACUUUGACCUGCCAGGAGCUCUGCUCUGUGCUCGGGUAGUGGACCUGCUGAACAAGAAAGGAAAAGAAGUCACACCAGAAUUUUGGAAGGACAUGGUGGCCGCCAUUGAUCAUAACUACAAUACGUCUGCUUUCAGAGGUUUGUAGACCAUUUCAUCUCUUAAGUUGAAGAGAAAAAAAACACUGAAUUUAUAAUGAGAUGAAAAGUUCAGAAGCUUUUCAAAUGUACUGCUUUUUACUGUGGGAUAAAACAGGACAGAAAUCUUUAGGAAGAACACUCGGACACACUCGACACUUUUAUACUUUUAUUUCUGGUGGAUCACAGUGAUGUAUAUAAUGUGAGACAUCUCGUGCGUUGUUAACUUUGCAAAUAAAUGCAAUAAGUUUUUACUUCAGUAAAUUUUUAUUUAGGUGCUCCAGAAAUUUCAUACAAAAAAAUCAAGUUUUGAAAACACAAGCGCACAAAGCGAUCAUGUUGUAAGACCUUUAGAGAAUACAGAGCAUCGUGGUCUUGUAGGAUUUUAGCACUAAGUGAUUUUCAUGGAAUAAACACGGGUUACAUCUUUCACAUGGAUAAACAUUUGGGUGACACAAUACAUUUAUUAGCGAAUAUUGAAAGACUGUGAUGAGCAUUUUUUUUUUAAAGAAAAACAAAA